This is a messenger RNA of Spodoptera frugiperda (fall armyworm), 1238 nucleotides long. Its product is annotated as centromere protein F-like. The record is from RefSeq and is a predicted model, not a curated record. The transcript is spliced from 7 exons. Bases 113 to 934 code for a protein of 273 amino acids. NCBI's taxonomy places the organism in Eukaryota, Metazoa, Arthropoda, Insecta, Lepidoptera, Noctuidae.
AAGUCUACCACGCUUUGGUGUUUAUAAAAUUGCGGCGGACAAUUAUACGAUAAUUAGUAGUAGAAUAACUAAAAUUGUUACUAUGAGAUUGUUGCUAAGAUCUUAAUAUGAGAUGAGAUCUAUUUGGACAAGGGUUCGUGGUCACGAAUACGAGGAAGCAAGGAGGGCAGAUCAAGUGCAACCCCAGUGCCCGGAGGCUGGAGAGACCGGAGCAGGAGAGGCAGUCCCCGCGCCACAGCCUCCGGCCCCUGAACAACAAGUUGAUAAACCUGCUGUCGAGUCGAACGCCCAGCCAGAUAGCAAACCAGAGGAAAUAAAGGAGGCACCACAGGAAGUAGCAGAGACCAAGCCAGUCGAACAAACUGCUGAAACUACUGAGGCCAAAGAAGUUCCCAAUAAUGCUAAGGAAAAUCUGGACUGGCAGCAAAGAGAACAGGAACUCCUCAAGAAGAUUGAAGAGUUGGAGAAGAUUAAGAGCGAGAGGACCGAGGAUGGAAUGAAACUAGAACUCAAGGUCCGUGAAGAAGAGAUCGAUCUCCUGAAAGCAAGAGUUCGGAAUUUGGAGACGGAGCUACAAGCGGCUCUGUCGAAACCCAGCGGCAAGAAUCAUGAGAUGAUUGAAAACAUCAAACAGCAACACGAAGAGUUGCUGAACAAAGCGCGUGGCAUGAUCUUCGACAAGACGAAGAUGGUGAAGAACCAGGAACUACAGAUUGAGGCUCUGACGACACAAGUGCAGUCUCUCAAGGACAUCAACGUCAUUACAAAGGACCUGUUGGAAAUAAGGAACUCUGAAGUCAAAGCUAUGGAGGUAAGUUUGGACAGAUACAUGACUCUCCCACAAGAGAAAUACGAACAGAGGGUACAAGCGUUGGUGGCGGAAAACGCGAGGUUGAAGGAGAUCGCUGCCAUAAAGGCCGGUACAUCUGGCUAACUGCAAUAGACUUACGUUUUACUUCGAGAAAUUAUAUCUAAAAUGUAAAGACUGUUUCGAUUAGCAACGUGUUGAGUUUAUGUUUCUUUAGAAUUGCAUUUUUGUAAUAACCGACUUCUUAAAUAAUGAUGUUUCAAAUUUAUAAUUUUUUGUACAAAUUAACUAAUUGACAUUAAAUUUGUAUGACAUGACAUUUUUUUUUGCAAUAGAUCUUACAAAAGUUGGAUGCCUAAUUAAGUUACAUAGCUCUUAUAUUUAUUUAUGUAAUUUUAAUACGAUUUGUAAUAAAUUUUGUGUAAAAAGA